This is a messenger RNA of Pangasianodon hypophthalmus (striped catfish), 1563 nucleotides long. Its product is annotated as leukocyte immunoglobulin-like receptor subfamily B member 1. Lineage: Eukaryota; Metazoa; Chordata; Actinopteri; Siluriformes; Pangasiidae. The record is from RefSeq and is a predicted model, not a curated record. The transcript has 9 exons. Gene Ontology annotation, molecular function: transmembrane signaling receptor activity. Gene Ontology annotation, biological process: cell surface receptor signaling pathway. Bases 163 to 1563 code for a protein of 466 amino acids.
CCACUGCACUGUCAGUCAGUCAGUCAUUAGAGAGACAGGAUGGAGCUCAGUCCACUCCCUGUGAUGCUCUUAGUGUGAUCUGACAGCAAGAAAAUACAGGAAGUGUGGAGACUUUAACACACACCAAACCUCACUCCGUCAGUCAGUCAUUAGAGAGACAGGAUGGAGCUCAGUCCACUCCCUGUGAUGCUCUUGUUGGUUUCACUUACACCAGUGGCCCAUGCUCAAGCAAAACCCAAACCGACUGUGAGAGUGAAUCCUCAGAGCUCCGUCUACACUGGAGACACCAUCACUCUGAGCUGUGAGCUGCAGCAGUCGACUGGAUGGGAGUUUCUCUGGUACAAAAAUUCACAGCUCGUGAACACUGUAGCUAAAGAAACCAACACACUGAGCAUGACAGUCGAUGACGCAGGAGAAACAGUGUAUCAAUGUACAGCACACAGGUAUAACGUGGGUGCAGGCACAUAUUACUACACAGAGCGCAGUAAUCAAGUCACGAUUACAGCAAGAGCAAAACCCAAACCGACUGUGAGAGUGAAUCCUCAGAGCUCCAUCUACACUGGAGACACCAUCACUCUGAGCUGUGAGCUGCAGCAGUCGACUGGAUGGAAGUUUCUCUGGUACAAAAAUAAUCAGCUCGUGAACACUGUAGCUAGAGACACCAACACACUCAGCAUGACAGUCGAUGACGCAGGAGAAACAGUGUAUCAGUGUAUAGCACUCUGGCAUAACGUGGGUGCAGGCACAUACUACUACACAGAGUUCAGCGAUCAAGUCAGGAUUACAGCAAGAGAGAGACCACGGGCAGUACUGAGUGUAUCUCCACAGAGCUGGCUGACUGAAGGAGACUCAGUGACUCUAAGCUGUGAGGUUACAGACUCCUCUACAGACUGGACAUUCAGCUGGUACACAACUGUUCCCUACAGAGAUGGCUUAACUCAAAUAAAAUAUAAUCAUAGCUAUAGCAUGUAUGUGGAGCUCCUCUCAGACAGCAGCAGAGGAUCUGGAGGCUCCUACACUCUCAGUCCUGCUGCUCUGAAUCACACAGGAGUUUAUAUGUGCAGAGGAGAGAGAGGAGAACCAGCCUUUCACACACAGUACAGCAAUCCACAGCCACUAUGGAUCACUGGCAAAAUUGUGAGUGAGCUUUUUGUGCAACGCAAUGAUGACUGCACGUGUUUCCUUGCAGGUGAAUCUCCUCCAGUCUCUCUGAUCAUCAAUCCCAGCAGAACUCAACACUUUACUAAAGACGCUCUCUCACUGAGCUGUGAGGACCAGAAUGGUGAUGUGAUCCUGGAGAGUCCUGUCCAUCCUGUGACUGAGGGACAUCCUCUGACUCUACGCUGUUUAUAUCGCAACACAAAGCCCUCAAACCUCCGAGCUGAUUUCUAUAAAGAUGGAUCAGUUCUACAGACACAGACUACAGGAGAGAUGAUCAUCCGAACUGUCUCAAAGUCAGAUGAAGGUUUCUACCACUGUAAACACCCAGAGAGAGGAGAGUCACUGAAAAGCUGGCUCUCAGUCAGAUGUGAGAAACCUUGUGAGAAUUUCUUUUUUAUUUGA